Messenger RNA from Penicillium lagena, 570 nucleotides. RefSeq lists its product as uncharacterized. NCBI's taxonomy places the organism in Eukaryota, Fungi, Ascomycota, Eurotiomycetes, Eurotiales, Aspergillaceae. The transcript is spliced from 2 exons. Bases 1 to 570 code for a protein of 189 amino acids. The record is from RefSeq and is a predicted model, not a curated record.
AUGGUAACUCGCGCCACUUGGGUGGAACCGCGAUUCCUGUUAGAUGAACAAGAAAGUGGAAAGGAAGGCAGACGGUUCGAGUGGAUCCUCGAAAGGAAAUCUAAGAACCGACAGUACCAUGGUCGUACUUGUGCUUCCGACUUCCCCGGAAACUGGCUGUUUAGGGCUCUGAUUGGAGCGCGGAUGUUCAGUCUAGCGGCCGCCCACACCCAGCCGGGCCACUUUUUCAUCCUUCGCCCCUGUAACACACAAAGUGGAGGUGUGGCCAGUGAGCUUAACAGCCUAGGUCAACUUCUAGGCGAUCGGCAAGAAUUGUGCUGCCACGAACUCCUUGGUCCUGCGUACUUUGCAUACAUCAAGUACAUUUGCUCAAGAAAAUUCGCAUCCUGCGAACAGAUCUCAUUGCGGAAUGAUAGGUGUGUUCAAGAAUGCCCGGCAAUGGUGCAAUCUGAUGCUGCAGUAGUGAGGCCAGGCGAAUACCCGAUCUGGCGAAAGGUCGAUCGGACGCGACCGAGGAGCGAAGCUUUCGAGAUCUGCGAUAUCGAGGUGAGGGGUAUUUACGAGACUUGA